Messenger RNA from Emericellopsis atlantica, 933 nucleotides. RefSeq lists its product as uncharacterized. The record is from RefSeq and is a predicted model, not a curated record. The transcript has 4 exons. Gene Ontology annotation, molecular function: RNA binding. Lineage: Eukaryota; Fungi; Ascomycota; Sordariomycetes; Hypocreales; Bionectriaceae. The coding region runs from base 276 to 869 and encodes 197 amino acids.
GAGGCUGCAACCUGAUUGGAACCCCACAUUGAAGUGAGCCAGAGUGAAUUCGUGACGUGCCUGCAAACUGCGCCGAUCAAACUUACAGCAUCUUUGGGCGCGCAGAAAGCUGAGCCUCACGAUUCAAUCUGCACUUUGGGCGCGCCCAAUUCUGCCUUCACAAACCGUAAAGCCACACCCUUUCUAUCCUUCCUGGCCCCCAGCAUCAUUUGUAUCAACUCCAGCCAGCUUUUCCUCGUCAAACUUUAAGCGAAUUCCCGAUCGCAGCGAGCAUCAUGUCGGACGCCGAACAGCCAGAAGACGUUCCCAUUGUCGACCAGGAUGCCAAGAACGAGGGCGAUGUCGACCCCAACGAUGAGGAAGAGAUCACGGCCAUGAAGCGCCGCGUGAAAGAGAUGGAGGAGGAGGCUGAGAAGCUACGGGAGAUGCAAGCUUCGCUCGACAAGCAAUCCGCAGAUCUCGCCGAUGACAAGGAGUCGGUCGAUGCGCGCAGCGUUUUCGUGGGCAACGUGGACUACUCCGUCUCACCAGAGGAGAUCCAAGAACAUUUCCAGAGCUGCGGAUCGAUCAACCGAGUCACCAUUCUUUUGGAUAAAUUCACCGGCCAGCCUAAAGGCUACGCCUAUGUCGAAUUCUCCGAACCCAGCCUCGUUGCCCAGGCCUUGGUCCUGAACGAGAGCGUUCUCAAAGGUCGCAACAUCAAGGUCACACCCAAGCGCACAAACGUGCCCGGAAUGAGCCGUGGAAGGGGCCGUGGCCGCGGAGGGUUUGGCCGGGGCGGCUUCGGACGUGGUGGUGGUAGCUUUCGCGGAGGAGGUGGUCGCGGUGGCUACCGAGGCGGCCGUGGACGAGGCUACACUCCUUACUAGGAGCAGGGACUUGAUACUUUGGAAACGGCCCCUCCUGCGAGACCUUUUGGAAUUCCGUUUCCUG